CGAACCGACAAACUGACUCAAAGAGUCGACACUAAUCAAUAUGGCGACGCUCAUGCGGUGCGUGAGGAGUGUUUGUACCACCAGCAACAGGUGUGUGCGGAGACAAAUAGUGUGUGUUUCAACAGUGGAUACAGUGGGGAUAGCAUCAGAUUCCCAGAGUCAAGAAAAGGCAACGAGCAAACGAGAAAGUCAUGUCUUGUCCUCCAGACCUUCACAUGUCCACGCAGUUGAAGGUCUGCGAUAUGAAAAGGCGCAUCCUGAUGACAAGCGAGUGUUACGUUUGGUGAGCUUGGCUCGGUCCAAAAAGCUUCGUUCUCAGCAAGGGAAGAUCCUCCUGGAGGGAAGACGUCUCAUUUCUGAUGCUCUGGAUGCGGGUGCUUCACCGCUUGCCGUCUUCUUCAGCACGAAGGAAAGACUUCACAAGCUUCCUGUGAACAGACUCGCACACGCCAGCUUAGUCAAAGUCAAGCUGGAUGACGUCCAGAUCUGGCCUGAUCUCGACAUGCCGCUCGAUAUGAUUGCAAUCUUCAGACGUCCAGAUGUGUCCAAGCUCUCAUUUUCCGAGGAGAAAUACGGGAAAGCAUUGCCUUUGACGCUUAUCUGCGAUAAUCUGCGGGAUCCGGGGAACCUGGGUGCGACAUUACGCUGCGCCGCUGCUGCCGGAUGCCACAGCGUCCUGCUGAGUUCAGGUUGUGUGGACGUCUGGGAGCCGAAGGUCCUCCGUGCCGCCAUGGGCGCCCAUUUUCGCCUUCCCAUAAUCCCUAACCUGUCCUGGACCGAUCUACAGAAUCACCUUCCCUCCACUACGACCGUCCACGUAGCUGAUAACUCAAGCAACUUUCCCGUGACCAAGCCGGAACUCAUAGAAACGUCUCGUCGGCGUAAAAAACCCGGAGAAUACGGAUGGGUAAACAGCCGCCAGAUGUCCCUGAAAGAAUGCGGUGAAGAUGAGGAUGAAGAGGACAAAGCGGGUGGGUCGAAGCAGACAUACCUGGUUUUAGAGACUCAGCCGUAUCGUACGAGUUGGAUGGGUAACCACACGGCUGUUGUGAUUGGUGGAGAGACUCACGGUCUGAGCCGGGAAGCCUUACAGCUGGCAGAGGAAACGGGGGGGCGGAGAUUAUUGAUUUCCAUGGUGCGAGGAGUGGACAGUCUGAACGCUGCAAUGGCUGCCAGUGUGCUGCUGUUUGAGGGACGGAGACAACUAAGUGCUAAAUGAAGGGACACGGCUACGGUUUAUUACGCAGAAUAAAUGUAAAUUCAUCCGA
Molecule: messenger RNA, 1268 nt
Organism: Silurus meridionalis
Lineage: Eukaryota; Metazoa; Chordata; Actinopteri; Siluriformes; Siluridae
Gene: mrm3b
Product: mitochondrial rRNA methyltransferase 3b
Exons: 4
Coding region: 41-1219 (392 amino acids)
Biological process (GO): RNA processing
Molecular function (GO): RNA methyltransferase activity; RNA binding
Source: RefSeq, a predicted model, not a curated record